Molecule: messenger RNA, 632 nt
Organism: Chaetura pelagica (chimney swift)
Lineage: Eukaryota; Metazoa; Chordata; Aves; Apodiformes; Apodidae
Gene: SSR2
Product: signal sequence receptor, beta (translocon-associated protein beta)
Exons: 5
Coding region: 2-553 (183 amino acids)
Cellular component (GO): membrane; endoplasmic reticulum
Source: RefSeq, a predicted model, not a curated record
GAUGAAGCUCCUGCUCCUUGCUGUGUGUGCCCUGCUCCCUGUGGCUCACUGUGAGGAAGGGGCCAGGCUCCUGGCCUCCAAAUCACUCCUGAACAGAUAUGCAGUGGAGGGCAAGGACCUGACUCUGCAGUACAACAUCUACAAUGUUGGCUCCAGUGCUGCUCUGGAUGUGGAGCUCUCGGAUGAUUCUUUCCCGCCGGAAGAUUUUGGCAUCGUCUCUGGGAUGCUCAACGUCAAGUGGGACAGGAUUGCUCCCGCCAGCAACGUGUCCCACACCGUGGUGCUCAGGCCUCUCAAGGCUGGAUACUUCAACUUCACCUCUGCUACCAUCACCUACCUGGCCCAGGAGGGUGGGCAGGUUGUGGUUGGCUUCACCAGUGCUCCUGGGCAGGGAGGGAUCCUGGCUCAGCGGGAGUUUGACAGGAGGUUCUCCCCUCACUUUCUGGACUGGGCAGCCUUUGGGGUGAUGACCCUGCCCUCCAUCGGGAUCCCACUGCUGCUCUGGUACUCCAGCAAGAGGAAGUAUGACACCCCCAAGACCAAAAAGAACUGAGCCAGGUCAAAUGCCCCCACCCCCCAGAGCUCAGGAAGGAGGGAACAUGAACCCCAGAGCAGCAGCCUGGGGGGGGGGU